Molecule: messenger RNA, 1481 nt
Organism: Fundulus heteroclitus (mummichog)
Lineage: Eukaryota; Metazoa; Chordata; Actinopteri; Cyprinodontiformes; Fundulidae
Exons: 5
Coding region: 13-987 (324 amino acids)
Source: RefSeq, a predicted model, not a curated record
CGGGAAGCAACGAUGGCUGCUGAGCAGAAUAAGAGAGAGGAAUUCCUAAAAUCUGAUGUUUUCAAAAGAAACGCCUUCCAACUUAUUUAUAAAAUGUUGGAAAUGACUACAGAAACCCGGGAAGACACUUCAGAACUGGUGGAUGAGAUUCUUCACAGCAUUUUCUUUUUGGGGAGGAUUAAUAAACCAGCAUUUUCCCCCAGAGAACUUUUGGAUAAUGACGAUGAGAUACUGGAAUACUUAAAGGAAGUCCAUCCCGAGCCUUUCAGAUGGUGUUCCUCUCGCCUGCCAAGACGGAGCCCGUUUUCAUGUGUGCUGGACAUGGUUGUUUCUCUGAAGGGGCAGGAGAAUGAAGAUGUCAUAAGAACGACGCUGCAAGAAAUCAUACAUGAGUUGAUGGAAAACGCUCCCAAAAAACUGUUGUUCUCCACCACCCUCUGCGUCUCUCGUGUUCAUAAACAUAAAGAUUGGGUGAGGCACUACGGAGUCUCCAUGUCCACCACCGGGCGUCCUGCUGGCCAAAUCCUGGUUGCUGCCUCCUGUUUGAGCUUCUGGAAUGAGUAUGUGGCCGAUGCUGUGAUGAGCUACUAUCCUCAAAAAAGGAGGAAGGAAUAUUUUAACGGCACCAUCCAGCUUCCUUCAGGUGCAAGUUGUGAGGCCUUUAACAUCAGAGGGGGAGAAAAAAUAAAACCUUGCCUUUCUUGUAAAAAUCUGUUUGGCUUGGACACGACUGAAACACAGUGCUGGCCCUAUGGCAACUGUGCUGAAGUAGAAAGUUUAAGCAACUUGCUUAGAGAGGAAGAAGAAGCUAGAGAGAGAGUACGAAGAACUGGAAACUGGAACGAAGAAAACAGGGAAAAGGUUAGACGGGAAGUUUCCAGACAUCUUAUGAAUUUACUGAAAAAUACGGAUGGCUUUGCAUGGGAUGAGAAUUAUUACACUCCACAAAGGGCCAGACCUGAAAUGGAGAUGAUGAUGAAGGGCUGAUGGUUUAACUGUAAAAUCCUAUUCAAUCUCUGUGAUAUGUCUUAUGUCAACGGUUUGGGGAUAGAAAAUAUUUUUUAGUAAUUUCUUUUAUGCAAAAUGUGUAACAACAUUUCAGAAAAGUAAUAUUAUUACUGAGGAUAAAAUGUGACGUAAUGUGCAUCUUUAGCCUCGGUGCGUGCCUUUUAUCAAGCAUAAACUCAGCUGUCGGUGUGCCAACGCUGUUGUAGGCCUUAAAAUGUAAAAACACAGAGCUCUUGAAACACAGAGCUUUUGUGUCUAUUUUUAAAUUUAUGCCAUGUGCCUCCUGUUAUUUUCUAUUUAUUUCCUUUUGUUUCUUUUCAGCUCUUUGGGACAGUUUGGUUGUUUAAAGAGCUUCAUUAAUAAAGAUGGAUUGGGCUUUGUUGGAUAUGAGUAAUAGUAUGUAUAUAGCAAAAUGAUUUAUGACAUACUGUAAAUCUAUCUAUUGAAAAUCCAAUAAAUCUUUUAUGACUUUG